UGUAAUGGGAUGUUCCAGCCUGCUGCCUGUGCGCGCUGCCCGAGUCCGAGCUGUCGCUUUAAGACAGCGAUAGCUUUGUGUCUCAUUAAUUCAAUGUACAGCGACGCGUUAGCGGAGAAACAUUAUUAGACUGCCCUGCGCGCACAGAGAGGAGAGGAGGGGGAGCUGAACGGAGCUGUGCGCGGUGACAGAGCCGGGUUUAAAGCAACAAAGGAAGAAGAAAAAACACCUCAAGUUGUUACUGCCGCUAAAGGAAUAAAGAUGAAAACAUCCUGAGGAUGGGCUGCACACGUUUGGAUUAAAAGUCUGCAUCAUCGCGCACUUGGAGGAUUUUCACCACCAACUGGAGUAAAGGAAAAAAAUAGAUCCGAUCAAAGGAGGCGGACAGAAGAUCUGAAAGCAUGUCGUCAGAAAAGCACGGGCUGGAUGACUCUGGCCGUCAGACUAUGCAGCCUCCUCCGUACCUGCCCGGCCCACAGGACCCCAACAUGCCCCAGCACCCCAACAUGCCUCCCGCGCCAGGCACCCAGCCCAACUACCCUCCUCCGCCUCCUCCUCCGGGUUCAGAGGGAUACCUCCAAGAAACUCAGUUCCAGUGUGCCCCGAUGGGGCCUCCGGGAGCCCCGCAGGGCUACACUGUCCAGACCCAGGCUCCGGGAGGCACCAUGGCGCACCCUCCUGUGGGAUACCUUCACCCGGGCUACCCGCUUCAGCUGCAGCCGUGCACAGCUUACGUUCCCGUCUACCCCAUGGCAUCGGGUCAGCCCUACAUGCCGGCUGGAGGAACUCACCCAGGGAUCCCACCGGGCCAGAUUCACCCCAUGCAAAUGCCACCGAGCAUCACCCUAAUGGACCGCCGACCGCCGCACGACUACCUGCCCAUCGCCGUGCUCACCACCGUCUGCUGCUUCUGGCCAACAGGCAUCAUUGCGAUCAUCAAAGCAGUGCAGGUGCGUACGGCGAUAGCCAGAGGGGACAUGGUGACGGCGGAAAUAGCCUCCCGCGAGGCGCGCAACUUCUCCUUCAUCAGCCUGGCGGUUGGCAUUGCCUCCAUUGUGUUGUGCACCAUCCUCACCGUGGUAGUCAUCAUAGCAUCGCAGCACCACGAUGACGACUGGGAGCCGUAACUCCACUAUUAAGUCCUGCUGGGAAAUCAUGGCCUGUAUUAGCUAGCUAACUCUCAAUCAUUAUGAGGAUGUAGAAGCAUUAAAAAAAUGCACUGCACUCAAAACUGCUGCUGGCCCUCUGCAUACAGCCACACACACACACACACACACACACACACACACACACACACAGCUCUGACCUAACCUGCCGCCAUCACACACUCACAACCAACCACAGCUGUCGUCCAAAUGCAAGCAGCUGUCAAACGAGGCCCAGCUUUGCUGUUAUCACAGCAGCCGCUUAAUAUUUACACCCAGAUAUGAGCUGCAGGAGGGAAACAAAGCUCCUUGCAUUAACAAUUCAUGUGACGCUGAUUAAUUCAUACGUCCUUCACUGAUGUGUUUGGAUGAGAGGAUAGGCCGCUGUGUGUGUGUUACAUAUUUUAGCAGCAAAAUUGACCAAGUGGCGACCCCCGCGGUUGAUGAAAUUUCAGACACCGCAUUUAAAAAAAAAAAAAAAAAAAAGGUUUAUUUAGCAUAUUUAAGUCUCGCUG
Messenger RNA from Pelmatolapia mariae (spotted tilapia), 1660 nucleotides. It is a transcript of the gene prrt1, whose product is annotated as proline-rich transmembrane protein 1. NCBI's taxonomy places the organism in Eukaryota, Metazoa, Chordata, Actinopteri, Cichliformes, Cichlidae. The coding region runs from base 402 to 1127 and encodes 241 amino acids. The transcript is spliced from 4 exons. The record is from RefSeq and is a predicted model, not a curated record. Gene Ontology annotation, cellular component: membrane.